This is a messenger RNA of Cyprinodon tularosa, 1131 nucleotides long. RefSeq names its product heat shock protein 30-like. The record is from RefSeq and is a predicted model, not a curated record. The transcript has a single exon. Gene Ontology annotation, biological process: response to heat; protein refolding. The coding region runs from base 349 to 963 and encodes 204 amino acids. Gene Ontology annotation, molecular function: protein folding chaperone. Lineage: Eukaryota; Metazoa; Chordata; Actinopteri; Cyprinodontiformes; Cyprinodontidae.
AAAUCUUCCCUAAAAUAAAUGUAAACUAUUUCUAACAUGUUCAGUUAAUUAUGAUGAAUAAAAUGUUGUUAAAACUGAGGAACAGUUACUACAAUACCUGACUAAAGAAGUGAUUGUGGAAAAAGCCAAAUUGGGAAGACCUGAUAAAAUGUGUGAAAGAGCUCCACCCAGUGGACUUCUGUGGUAAUUACCAGAAACUUCCUGAAGCCUCUGGAGCGCCGCCUGCUAGAAUAUAAAGCUGAGACAGUCCCACUGACUGACAGGAAGAAACACAAGCAACACAGGAGAGAAGAGAAACCUGAAGUUUCAUCUAUCCAGCAAACAGAUUUACUACUGCUGAGAAGAAGCAUGCUGUGUUCUCGUGGAUUUCCCUAUGCAGUGAGGCGAUUCACCAACUUUCCCUGGCCUGUACGCAGCCUGUGGCCAGAGGUCAGACCUCUGUUCAGAACUGAGUAUCUGUUGCAGAAAACCCUCCAGGAUCUGCGCAGCAGUCUGCAGCUGAUGGACAAAUUUCAACACCAGAUCCUGGAGGACACAGAGCCUUUCAGGAGGAGCGUGGCUCUGCAGCCAGUCUCCUACCAGCUGGACAAAGAGGGAGAGCACUUUGGCCUCACCCUGGAUACUCAAGGCUUUUCUCCAGAAGAGCUGUCAGUCAGGCAGGUGGGCAGGAAGCUGAGAGUCAGUGGGAAGACAGAGAAGAAAGAAGAAAAUGGGAAAGGCUCCUACUCUUACAGACUGCAGGAGUUCAGACAGGAGUUUGAUCUGCCUGAAGGGGUGAAUCCUGAGAACGUCAACUGCUACCUUUCUCCAGAUGGAAAGCUCCACAUCCAGGCAGCCAAAGUUCCUUGUGUGGAGCCAGCUGAGAGAGAGCUGACUAUCAAGAGGAGCUCAGAGGAGGAAACACAGCAGAGUGUGUGUUCACCAGCAGAAGACAGCCAAUCAGAGACAGACAACAGAUCAUAGAACAAACCAGCAAACAAGGACUGACAAACAUGCUGAUGUGCCAAUAGGAUGAUUAUUCAUUUAUUUCUUUACUAAUGGCCUUAAGUGGAUAAAUUGAUGUUUUGUACUUUGUUUUUAAGAGCAACAUAUGUAAAAUAAAUAAAAUGUAAAAAGCAAAUUGUAGAAGUG